AGGAGAAUUUCGCUGAAAUUAUCAAGAAUUACGCCUUUAAAUCUCAAUUGUUUAAAUAAUUUCCCAGGAAUCAGCUGACGCAUCUGUAGAGAAGUUGGUAAACCCUGUUACACUCACUCGUAAAUCACUAGACUGGAGCCCGUCUGGUUAAAAAAUAUCCCACAAAUGACACCACAACACCGGAAAUUAUCCGUUGGGUGAAGCGAGUGAACUUGAUAUAGCCUACCCCGGUCUUUCAAGAACAGUAAUCAACAAAGGCCAACAAAGUUAUACACUCAAAGAGCGGAAUAUGGCGUCGCAAGUGCACGAAAGUGUCAAGAACUAUUAUGGCUCGCGCUUGGAAACGUCUGCAGAUCUCCAGACGAAUGCUGCGUCCUGCUCCAUGCCUUCCCGACCAAUGCUGAAGAGCGCGUGUGAGGCCUUAAAACUAGUUCACCCCGAGGUGUGCAAAAGGUUCUUUGGCUGUGGUCUGAUCUUCCCAGACAAACUGGAGGGCUGUCAGGUGUUGGAUUUGGGCAGUGGUUCGGGACGGGACUGCUACACCCUCAGCAAACUUGUUGGGGAACACGGUCAUGUGACUGGCAUUGACAUGACAGAAUCACUGAUCUCUGCCUCGCAGAAGUUUAUUCAGUAUCACCAGGAGAAGUUUGGUUACGAAAAACCCAACACUGUUUUUGUUCAAGGCUAUCUGGAGAAGCUUGAUGAAGCUGGGAUACAAAGUAACUCUUUGGAUGUGCUGGUGUCUAACUGUGUGAUAUGCUUGUGCCCUGACAAGCGGACCGUGCUAAUGGAAGCCUACAGAGUGCUCAAGGAAGGAGGGGAAUUCCACUUCAGUGAUAUGUACGCCAGUGAAGUUGUGCCCGACUCCUUCAAGGAAGACCCUGUUUUGUGGGGUGAAGGAAUGGCUGGCUCCCUCUACUGGCAGGACUUCAUUUCGCUGGUGAAGGAGAUUGGCUUCAGCACUCCCUAUCUUGUGGCUGCUAGUCACAUUGUCGUUCACAACUGCCAACUUCUAAAAAAAGCUGGUGGUGUUAAAUAUGCAUCUGGAACAUACCGUCUCUUUAAAUUACCCAAGACCACCUUGGAGAAGAAAGCCCUGGUGACAUACAAAGGAACGGUGUUGGAUUGUGCGGAGCAGCUGGAUUUUGAUGCCUCCCACUCCUUUAAAACGAAUGAUGCAGUGGAGGUGGAUGGAGAGACGGCUGCUGUACUGCAGUGUUCUCGCUUCUCUACAGACUUCAGCAUCCAGAUGUUGGACACUCCUCAUCAGAAGCCCUCAAAGUACUGCCACCUCAGCCCUUUCCGACUGGCUGACAGACUGGGGGCCUCCGUAAAGCAGUGUUCUAAGACAGGAGGCGUGGGAGGCUCGGAUGGGACACCCAGCGGAGCAUGUGACGGGAGUGGGACGGCUGGGGGGUGUGGACAGUGAGGAGGAACACUGACGAUGCCAUACUGAUAAGCAGGACCACCUGAACGCCUAGGACUCAGUGGUAGAACAUGCUAGAAAUCACAUGGCCUUUUGUUGAACUCACAAAGUUGUAAUACAAAGAUGUGUUAAACAGAAGAAACACUUCUGGUAUGAUUACAAAUGCAGUUGCUGUGCUAUUCAUUGUAAUUAUAUGUAAUUAAUUGAGCUAUUAAAUGUAAAUGUCAGAAUUUGGUUAUAGUGGGGCAUAUUGAGUAGCUGAAAAUCACCAUGAUCCAGUCAGGUAUGACUGUCAUAUCAGUUACCCCAAAGCCCUAAAUCUGUCCAGUUGGGUUUUGUGAUGUCAAACACCAGUAUAUUUCAUUGAAGAGCUGUCUUUUUAAACUAAUGCUGUCUUUUUGUAAAUUGAAUUUAACUCUGAGCAAAUCUCUAGUUGCCUAUAAUGUGUAAUAGUUAGGUCUUUCUUGCUGCAGCAUGUUGACAUGAUUGCUACUGCUUCCGAAAUAAAUCUGGAUAGAA
Messenger RNA from Clupea harengus (Atlantic herring), 1945 nucleotides. RefSeq lists its product as uncharacterized. The record is from RefSeq and is a predicted model, not a curated record. Gene Ontology annotation, molecular function: arsenite methyltransferase activity. Gene Ontology annotation, biological process: arsonoacetate metabolic process; toxin metabolic process. The transcript is spliced from 11 exons. NCBI's taxonomy places the organism in Eukaryota, Metazoa, Chordata, Actinopteri, Clupeiformes, Clupeidae. Gene Ontology annotation, cellular component: cytosol. Bases 290 to 1429 code for a protein of 379 amino acids.